AUGGACGGCGGUGGCGGCGGGUUCAUGGAGCCGCCGGCGUCCGAUUCGGCCGACGCGCACUGCCACGCGCUGCUCUACAACCUGUCCUUGCUCAGGGACAAGGUGCAGCAGCUGCAGCCGCUCGUCGGCCUCGCGAUGGAGCACGAUGGACCCGGCGGACCCGUCGCCGCCGUGUCCGCGCCCGCCGGCGCCGUGAUCCAGGAGAUCAUCACCGCCGCCUCCUCGAUGAUGUACGCCUUCCAGCAGCUUUGCAGCCACGGUGCACAAUCCUCUACCACCGCUAACGCGGCGACGGGGGUUAGCAGUAUCGCCGCCGCCGUUGGCCAUGCCAAGAACGGCAUAGCGGAUACUGCCUGCGGCGACCACCACCAGGCCGCCUUCGCCAUGGACCAUCAUACAUCAGCCGUCGUCAUUGCGGCGGCCGUGCCAUCAUCGUCGUCGCAGCCCACGACGAGUGCGGCCAUGGCCGAGGAGGAGGCCGCCGGCACGAGCACGAUCAUAGAGCUGGACGCGGCGGAGCUGCUGGCCAAGUACACGCACUACUGCCAGGUGUGCGGCAAGGGGUUCAAGCGCGACGCCAACCUGCGGAUGCACAUGCGCGCGCACGGCGACGAGUACAAGAGCAGCGCGGCGCUGGCGAACCCGGCCAAGGCCGGCGGGGGAGGAGACGCCACUGCGGCGGCGGCGACGGCGAGAACCAGAAGGUCCUACUACUCGUGCCCGCAGGAGGGGUGCCGGUGGAACCGGAAGCACGCCAAGUUCCAGCCGCUCAAGUCGGUGAUCUGCGCCAAGAACCACUACAAGCGCAGCUACUGCCCCAAGAUGUACGUCUGCAACCGCUGCAACCGCAAGCACUUCUCCAUGCUCUCCGACCUCCGCACGCACGAGAAGCACUGCGGCGACCACCGCUGGGUCUGCUCCUGCGGCACCUCCUUCUCCCGCAAGGACAAGCUCAUCGGCCACCUCGCGCUCUUUGCAGGCCACCAGGCCGCCGUGCCGCUCGACAGGCAAGCCAACGGCAAGAGAUCGCUGUCGUCGACAUCCACCACGCACUUCGGUACGUAA
Molecule: messenger RNA, 1065 nt
Organism: Panicum hallii
Lineage: Eukaryota; Viridiplantae; Streptophyta; Magnoliopsida; Poales; Poaceae
Product: protein SENSITIVE TO PROTON RHIZOTOXICITY 2-like
Biological process (GO): response to acidic pH; response to aluminum ion
Source: RefSeq, a predicted model, not a curated record